Messenger RNA from Dreissena polymorpha, 6168 nucleotides. RefSeq names its product 1-phosphatidylinositol 4,5-bisphosphate phosphodiesterase eta-2-like. The record is from RefSeq and is a predicted model, not a curated record. The coding region runs from base 908 to 3364 and encodes 818 amino acids. The transcript is spliced from 20 exons. Gene Ontology annotation, biological process: lipid metabolic process; phosphatidylinositol-mediated signaling. Lineage: Eukaryota; Metazoa; Mollusca; Bivalvia; Myida; Dreissenidae. Gene Ontology annotation, molecular function: phosphatidylinositol-4,5-bisphosphate phospholipase C activity; calcium ion binding.
CAUGGAUGACAGAGUUUUAAGUUUAAACAAAGAUUUAUAUAUAGAUUUGCAAACAUAGUUUCAAUGUUUCAUUUUAUGAAAUUGCAGCAAAAUGCACAGUCUUAUCUUCUUGAAUAACUGCAGAUUCUGACAAAUUUCUACAUGGAAACAGUGUUAUGCAUUCAGGUCAAUUUUUUUGGCAAUUGUUCAUGUUGUUUUUGGUAUACAAAGUAUGCUGCACUCUAGAGAAGGUACACUAUAAUUUCGUGUAAUUUUCUACGUGCAUCUUUAUAGUUAGUGCAAAGAGUGCAUGUGAAUUAUCAUGUGAUUGUGCUAUGAAGACACUUAAAGCAAGUGGUUGCUCCACAGAUUAUAAUUCUAUGGGAAGGCAUUCAGUGAUGUGAGGACUUCAAUUUCUGUGCUUCAAUAAAAAUAUAAUGAUAGAAAUAAAUACGUAGGAUUAAAGGGCUGUGAGACUUUACUGGUUUCAAAGUUAAUAAUUGUUAAGCGAAAACUUUUUUGAUAAAUGUAAUGAUUAAACACAAUUUUGUGGUAAAAGUGUUGGGCUUGAAUGACUUCAAUAGUUUACCAGUUUGUACUUUGUGAAUUUAUAAACCGUGACGCAGAUUAUCUUUUAUUUAACCUUGAAGGAGGCAAAUAUAAUGUGUGGUAAAUGUUAAUAUUUAGUUUGUAUUAUUUGAGCACAUUGGAGAAAUUGUCUCAUUUUGUGAUAUGAAAAUCCAUUCCAAGACAUAACUUUUUGUAAACCGUUAUCUUUUGCUGUGCAUAUUACAUCACUGGCAUGUAUUAUUAACUAGUGUUAAUACUAAAAGUGGAAAGUUUGAAAUAUUUAAAGUUUCUUGACGUUCAGGAAUAACCUGGAUUUGUUUGAGGCAAAUUAUCUUUCCAUUAAGUCUGCUUUUGAACAAUGGCAUGUUUAGGGCGGAGGAAUUCGAACUUAAAACAACGAAACAAGUCAAAAGUGUCAUCCAAACAGGAAGGUUACACAUCACCAUGGGCCACAGGAGGGCAAAAUGCUGCCAAAGGAAAUGAGUGUCCCAAACACAGCCUUGUUCUGACUCACCUCUAUAAUGAUGGCGUCUCGAUAAUCAAAAACGAAAGAGUGUACCAGUGUCCUACAGUGAACCUGCAUUGUAUACAUCUCUUGUGCUACAUGGACGAUCUACUGCAUGAACUAAGUGCAGGUGACGAUUUAAACAAGAUUAAAGGUGGUGGAAUCUUAUACACGCGUCACUUCUGUUUGGACUCGAAAUCUCUCCGACUUUACUACACUGGGUCAGAGAAAAGAUUCCGGAAGAAAAACACAUCGUGGCCACUAUCGUCAAUUGAAGAAGUAAGAGAGGGAGAAAAAGAUUAUGCCAAGCGACUGGAUCAUCAUGACAGAUGCAAGGCGUUCUGUGUGGUGUUUGGCUCCAACCAUGAGGUUUUGUACCUGUUGGCUCACAGCUAUGAGAUACGAGACAAGUGGGUCAGAGGCCUGCGAUAUGCCCUGCAGCUGAACACAUUCCUUAAACAGAGCGAGUCAGACACCAUAUGGAUCUGUGAGGCUUUUGACAGAGCUGACAAAAAUUCCGACAACAGUCUUGAUUUUGAAGAGGUUAUGAAACUGCUGAAAAGUCUCAACGCCGACAUGGACAGCUCAUAUGUAAAGGAAAUGUUCAAUGCGGCAGAUACUCGUAAAAUCAAGGGAGAGAAAGCAAGCCUUGACCGUGAUGAGUUUGUGCAGUUCUACAAGCGUCUGACAGAAAGGCCAGAAAUUGAGGAGCUUUAUAUGAUUUAUGCAAAGGAUGUUGGGUACAUGACUGCAUCUGACCUGCAAAUGUUUUUAACACAGGAACAGAAGGAGAAGGACAUCGGCCUUGACCGCUGCAAGGAGAUCAUGGUCGUGUAUGAGCCCCACAAGGAGAUGAAACACAACAAUCGGCUCAGCCUUAUUGGUUUCCGCAGUUUCCUGGUAUCUCAGCAGCAGCACUUGUUCAACCGCUUACACAGGCGUGUGUACCAGGAUAUGACGCAGCCCAUGACCAACUACUUCAUCAACUCAUCUCACAACACGUAUCUGGCAGAAGACCAGUUAAAGGGACCCAGUCGUGUAGAGUGCUAUAUCUCCGCUCUAAAACAGGGAUGCCGUUGUGUAGAAUUGGACUGCUGGGAUGGAAAUGAUGGUGAACCAGUCAUAUACCAUGGCUAUACCUUCACAUCUAAAAUCCUGUUUAUUGAUGUCAUCAAUGCCAUCAAAGACUAUGCAUUUGUCACCUCACCAUAUCCAGUGACCCUGUCAAUUGAAAAUCAUUGUUCCAUAGAGCAGCAAACAAAAAUGGCUAACUACAUGACACGCAUUUUUGGAGAUAUGCUGUAUUGUCCACAUAACAUGCCUGAUGUUACACCAUCCCCUCACGAGCUGAAGAACAAAAUCCUUGUAAAGGGCAAGAAAUUUAAGGCACAGACAAGCGGUGACGAUGAGGAUGAGGUCACUGACGAAGAUGAAAGUGCAGAGGCUAACCAGGACCAGGUGAAGACGAAGCAAGCGGAGGCCAAACUGCAUCUGAGCUCUGAGCUCUCCAACACUGUGACCAUGAAGAGCGUGGCAUUCAAGGGGCUACAGGACAUUCCAACUGGAAAUGGGAAUUUCAAUGUUGUCUCAUUGGUGGAAAAGAAGAUUCAGAAACUCAUCGACUCUGAGAUAGAGAGUGUCUGCAAAUACACGCAGUCUGCGCUGAUACGAACGUACCCUGCUGGAACACGGACUGACUCCAGUAACUACAACCCGGUAGCCAUGUGGAGCGGGGGAUGUCAAGUUGUUGCCUUGAACUUCCAGACAGGCGGAGAGGAAAUGCAAUUGCUACAUGGGAAAUUCCUUGACAAUGGAAACAGCGGAUAUGUUUUAAAACCACAGUGUCUCAUGGGAGAUAAUUUUGAAGCACUUGUUGGAAACAGGCCAUCAUCCACCCGAAAGCGUCUGACUAUCAAAGUGCUGAGUGGAUUUCAGUUGCCGAAACCGAAAGAUUCAAAGAAAGGGGAGGUAAUAGACCCAUUCAUCAAGAUAGAAAUUCAUGGCCUUCAACGAGAUACACAGGACAAGAAGACAUCUGUUGUGAAGAAUAAUGGCUUCAAGCCGAUUUGGAAUGAGACCCUGAUGUUUGAAGUGGAUGUUCCCGAGCUAGCCCUGGCCCGACUAACAGUAUGGGACAGUGAUCGCUACGUCGAUGAUUUCAUUGGAUACUUUGUGGUACCAGUGAACAGCAUUGUUGAAGGAUACCGCCAUUUUCCACUGUUCGACAAAAACGGGGACCAAUACGAACAGGCUCUUGUGUUUGUUCAUGUCACCAAGGAGGACAUUCCACACAGCAGGCACACUCACUGAUACAACGCGAGACCCGCACCUCUGUCAGCACUUGGACGAAAAAUUCUAGCCAAUCUUGAGAUCACCCCUGUGCUAGAUAUCAAACCACAAAGAUCCUGUGAGAUCACCCCUGUGCUAGAUAUCAAACCACAAAGAUCCUGUUCUGUGCUAGAUAUCAAACCACAAAGAUCCUGUUCGAAGACUAAUUAGAUGCACUGUUUGUUGAUUAUUUUAAAAGUAGCUUUGUUUAAAACCUGUUUGUAUUCCAUGCCCAUUUGUAGUCUUAAGUAGACAUUAUUUUAUAAAUGGGUACUUACAAUAUAUGCACAUACAUUAAAUAACAAUAGAUAUAACAAAUGUGUUAUAAAAUAGUUUGAGAUGAUGAAUGUGUUGAGAAAAAAACACUACUUUUUUCAGACUUAACUAUUUGUUCCAAUAGAACUUAACGCUAAUCUUUGAGAAAAAACAAUGUAAUGGAUUUAAAAUAAGAUUUAGGUCUUUUUUCAAUAUUUUGUACAUCUCCCCCAGGGAUUGAAAUCAAUGUCCACCUCUCAGGCUUACUUUUUUGCAGUCGGUGGGUGAUUCUAAAAAGCUGGUUGUCCACUUCAACAAAUAGCUUUUAAGAAAGUCUUAUAUACCCUCUACCAAAUCUAGAAAGUUUGGAUACCACUCAGGCAACCAAGCAAAAAUGUAAAUUUCCAUCCCUGUGUCAAAUUUUCAUAGAAAAAAAGAUAAAUGAAUUAUAUUCAAAUAUAAUUGAAUACUUAAUAAGUACUGAGUUGGUUUUGGAAUUGAUGUUUUCAAUACAAAAUUGGGUAAUAUAAAUGCAAUAUGCACAAACAUGUACAUAGGUGGUUUCAAAAAGGUAUUUUUACCAGUCAACAUAAUUUAUUAUGAUUAUAUUAAAUUGAAAGUAUAUUAAUCAAAGACAUGAUGUAUUUAUCAACUUUAAAAAGUGUAAAAAUGUUUUUGAAGCAGCAUUAAUGUGAUAUUAUUGUAAUAAAUAUUUGUUGUUAUAAUUAUAAAUAUUUUGUAUAUCUUUACGUUUUUGGAGCAAUAAGAAUUCAAAUAAUAUUCUAUGUUAAUCAAGAAAAUUUGUGUACAAUGCUUAGUGUAUCUGUAAUUGAAAGAGGUAUUUAACUUUGCUCUUGUCUGUCUGUCCGUACAUACGUAUGUAUGUUCAUCCCAAAGCUUUUAUUUACUCCUUUUUAACUGCUGGUUUGAUAACACUCACGCAGACUUUGACAGGAUUAUAGCCCUUUGUCUGUUGUUUUUUUCAAAAAAUUUCAAAAACUCUUUAAUUGCUUGUUAAAUCUUCCUAAUUCCUUGAUCGUAAAGAAAAAAUUUUGACUGCAACUUGGUUUUUGCUGAAUUAUGGCCCUUCGUAAAUUUUACACUGUAUAAUUCAUAGUGGAUUUGUCAGUGUCCAAACAUGUGUUGUCGGGGCAUUAGUGUCUGUGACACAUUUCUAGUUUUUAAUCAAGAACUAUUUAUCUUGCAUGCCCAAUCAGGGUGCGGGUCUUAAUUCGUGAAAUUUAUACUGCUGAAUGAGAGGUCUUCACUGUUGAUUUCAUCUCAAAGAAAUACAUGUUAUUUUUCUUAUGUGUAGGCAUAUAUGUUUUUAGAAAUAGUUUAAGUCAAAAUAUUUAUAUUUGUUUUUAUGCUAAUAUUAACGCAAAUGCGAAAUUGGGAUGACUUUGUGUAUAAAAUAAAAUCAGCAAUCAUUGUUUGUUAUUUUAAUGUUUUACCGUCUUGUAGCAUCAUAAAAUGUGUCAUUUCUAUUUGUGUAUGUAGGGAGGUUUUGUAUUGUUUUUACUCAAUUUUUAUCAGAACAAUAGUUUUGUGGUGGCUCAGUAAUUGUUGUCCUUCAGUGUCCAAGAUAUUAAAAGCUGCAUCAGAAAAUAUACUUAAAAUGUAUAUCAUCUGUUUGAUCAUUUACUUACCAGUUAUACAAAGAAAUAUGUGGUGGAAGAAUUUGUUGGGGAAAUUAAGGGAAUUUAAAAAAUUUACGAACAAAUAGGAACAAUUUAGGGACUUAGAGAUCAAGACACCUCUGAAAAAAAAUCAAAAUUAAAUUUGGGAAUAAUUGUUAAAUAUUUCUGUAUAACGUAUUAAUAAUUGUGUAAAAUAAGAAUUUAAUUACUGUAAACAUGGUUUAAAUGUAUGAUGAUGGUUAUAAAUGUACUAGUACAUUUAUCAGGAAGACAAUAGAACAUGUAUCGGGGACAUAUAUACAUAUUCAGGGUCAAAACUUGGGGAUUUUACUACAGAACUUCAAUGACCAAACUGUUUUUAAUACCAUGUUUCAUUAUUGUAUAAGCAACAACUGCUGAUUACUGGAAUAUUUGUAUCAUGUUGUUUUCGAUGAACACGACAGAUCUGUGUUGUAACAUAACUUUAAUGAUCUCUUUUUUUGUUAUGCAUGUUUUUAUAUCAAAUAUGGAUUGAUGGUUAUAUUAGUUUUAAACUAUUUGUUAUACUCAAUCAAACAGUAAUAAGUACACAGUGUUUAUAAUAAAUUCAAAUGUUGAUUGUCAAACUGGAUUCCAGUCCAUUUAUUUAAACUCAUUGAAAAAUGCCACAUUCAUAUUACUUUUUCAAAUAUUUUUAAGAUUGAUAACAUAUUGAACCCUUUUUAUGUAAAUUUGCUUGUGUAAAUAUUCACAUAUUUGAAUUACCUGUAUAUUCAUUUAUUUUUUAUCACUGUGUUUUUAAAAAUAUAUAUAUAUAUUUGCCACAUUGUUGAAUUAUACUAGGUUUUUAUGAUUGUCACUAACGCAUACGUUAGUAACUUGAUUAAAAUGUGAAAUAAAUUAUUCAAGUCA